Molecule: messenger RNA, 2745 nt
Organism: Ricinus communis (castor bean)
Lineage: Eukaryota; Viridiplantae; Streptophyta; Magnoliopsida; Malpighiales; Euphorbiaceae
Product: phospholipase A-2-activating protein
Exons: 23
Coding region: 113-2398 (761 amino acids)
Biological process (GO): proteasome-mediated ubiquitin-dependent protein catabolic process; ubiquitin recycling
Cellular component (GO): cytoplasm; nucleus
Molecular function (GO): ubiquitin binding
Source: RefSeq, a predicted model, not a curated record
AUCAUCUUUUAGUACUUUGAGUUGGAAGGUCAGUCUGGAAGCUUACUCAAUUUUCUUUUCCUUCACGCUCCUAAAUUAUCAAAAAACCUAAAACCCCAAUUUUUCUCUUAACAUGGAUAUUGACAUUGAUUUCAAAGAAUACAAACUCAGCUGUGAGCUUCGGGGCCACGAAGACGACGUCCGUGGUAUAUGUAUAUGUGGUGAUGCUGGGAUUGCCACUUCAUCACGGGAUCGGACAGUGAGGUUCUGGUCUCUUGAUCAAUCGAAUAAUAAAAGAUAUACUUCGUCAAAGAUUUUGUUGGGGCAUUCAAGUUUUGUGGGUCCUUUAGCUUGGAUUCCACCAAAUGAGGAAUAUCCAGAAGGUGGGAUUGUUUCUGGUGGGAUGGAUACAUUGGUUUUGGUUUGGAAUUUGAGUAAUGGCGAGAAGGUGCAGACUUUGAGAGGCCACCGGUUGCAAGUCACUGGCAUUGCAUUGGAUAAUGAGGACAUUGUCUCAUCCUCUAUUGAUUGUACUUUGAGACGGUGGAGGAAGGAUCGAGGUGUUGAGUCCUGGGAGGCUCAUAAAUCAGCUAUCCAAGCUGUUAUAAAGCUGCAUUCAGGCGAGCUUGUUACAGGCUCGAGCGAUACAACCUUAAAACUUUGGAAAGGGAGGACAUGUUUGCACACUUUUGUAGGGCACUCAGAUACGGUUCGAGGCUUAGCAGAGAUGCAAGGAUUGGGUGUUCUUUCUGCAUCACAUGAUGGUUUGAUCAGGUUAUGGGCAAUAACUGGCCAAGUAUUGAUGGAGAUGGUUGGUCAUACUUCCAUUGUCUAUUCAGUCAAUUCACACAUUUCUGGACUUAUUGUCAGUGGCAGUGAAGAUUGUUCAGCAAAGAUAUGGAAAGAUGGCGUUUGUGUUCAAAGCAUAGAGCAUCCUGGUUGCGUUUGGGAUGCCAAAUUCUUAGAAAAUGGUGAUAUUGUGACAGCCUGUUCCGAUGGAGUUGUACGUAUUUGGACAUCACAUCAGGAAAGGAUUGCAGAUCCACUAGAUCUUGAGUCAUAUGUGUCCCAGCUUUCUCAAUACAAGUUAAGCAGGAAGAGGGUUGGAGGUUUGAAAUUGGAGGAUUUACCAGGGCUCGAUGCUUUACAGAUUCCAGGAACCAAUGAUGGCCAGACUAAGAUCAUCAGAGAAGGGGACAAUGGUGUAGCAUAUGCAUGGAAUCUGAAAGAACAAAAGUGGGAUAAGAUUGGUGAAGUCGUUGAUGGACCAGCUGAUGGCAUAAAGCGGCCUGUUCUUGAUGGAAUUGAAUAUGAUUAUGUAUUUGAUGUUGAUAUUGGUGAUGGUGAGCCUAUUCGUAAGUUGCCCUACAACAAAACAGAAAAUCCGUACUCAACUGCUGAUAAGUGGCUUCUCAAAGAGAAUCUUCCUCUUUCCUAUCGUCAACAAAUUGUACAGUUCAUACUUCAUAAUUCUGGACAACGGGACAUGGCUCUUGAUUCAUCAUUUCGUGACCCAUUCACUGGCUCGAGUGCUUAUGUACCUGGACAGCCAUCCAACUUGUCUGCUGUUUCAACAAAGGCUACUUACAAGCAUAUUCCUAAGAAAGGAAUGCUAGUUUUUGAUGUGGCACAGUUUGAUGGGAUACUGAAAAAGAUAACCGAGUUCAACAAUGCUCUUCUAUCUGACCCAGAAAAACAGAACUUGUCUUUGCUGGAGGCUGACAUUUCAAGACUUGGUGCUGUGGUCAAAACUUUGAAGGACAGCUCACAUUAUCAUACUAGUAGUUUUGCACAGGCUGACAUUGCUUUGCUGUUCAAAUUGCUAAAAUCUUGGCCAGUGGCAAUGAUAUUUCCAGUUGUUGAUAUCCUGAGGAUGAUUGUCUUGCACCCAGAUGGAGCAAGUGUAAUUCUCAUGCAUAUUGAAAAUGGAAAUGAUAUACUAAUGGAAAUGAUUGAGAGAGUCACCACCAAUUCUUCGCUGGCUCCAAACUUUUUAACCACCAUCCGUCUUGUGACUAAUUUGUUCAAGAAUUCAGGCUAUUAUAGCUGGCUACUAAGGCACCGCAGUGGGAUAAUUGAUGCCUUCUCUAGUUGCUGUCCAUCACCAAAUAAGAAUUUGCAGUUGUCAUAUUCUACCUUAAUACUCAAUUUUGCUGUGCUUUUAAUAGAGAAAAACGAUCAAGAGGGUCAAUCCCAAGUUCUUUCAGCAGCUCUUGAGAUUGCAGAAGAGGAAAAUCUAGAAGUUGAUUCAAAAUUUCGGGCUUUAGUUGCAAUUGGAUCACUGAUGCUUGAUGGUCUGGUUAAACAAAUUGCAUUGGACUUUGAUGUUCAGAACAUAGCCAAAAUAGCCAAGGCUUCUAAAGAAGCCAAAAUUGCUGAAGUUGGAGCUGACAUUGAACUGUUAACAAAGCAGAGCUGAAUCUGUCAGUUCCUGUUAAGGUUGGCAUGAUAAUCUAACAGGUAGAAGAAACUCAACAGCUUGAAAUGUUGCUUUGACUUAAAGUUGGGGAACAGCGGUCCAUGAUAUCAGGAAAACGUGCAAGAGAACAUGGACUUGCAGCGAGUAGAUCAAUUAUUUGAGAAAUACUCCAUACGGGGCAUCCUUGCAAGUUUCGGGAAUAUUGUGCUGAACUUUUGAUUGAAGCUGUAAAUGGGAAGUAAAGGGGGAAGAAGUAACAAUUUGAUCCCACAAAUUGUAUCAUACCCGCGCACAGAUGAAAUCUGAAAUUCAUUGAUUGAUAUUAGAGUGAAUCAUUCUGAAUUUUA